CAUUACUCUCUCUAAUUUUAAUUUAUUUUUAAAUAUAUAUUUUUUUAUUUUUCAGUUUCUCUCUCUCUCUCACACUCUAUCUUCUUCUCUUUUGUGUGCUUGUGCUGUUUGUGUUAGCAGGAUUCCCACCUAUUUUCUCCCAAAACAGAAAGCACUUAAAGAGAGAGAGAGAGAGAGAGAAAGAGAGAUAAAGGGAAAGGUGUAGAGAGAGAAAAGACAAGAGAGGCGGAAGAAGAGAGAUUUCUAGAGAGUGAAAGCUCCCAAAGGAAAGUAAAUCCACCGGAAAUGACUCUCCCCGGCGAAUCCGUUCCCUCCCUUAGUCCAGACAAAAUAUUUAUUGACCAAAUAUAAAUGAAAUCCCUUCCAAAACACCAGAUUCCCCAUUUUUUCUCUCACGACACCCACAAACAAAUGCAGUGAUAAGACCUAAGAGAUUAGUAUUAGUUGGAUUAGAGAGGGCAGAUAUACGAGGGACGGAGGAGAGUGGGUUUUUUUAUGAGUCGAAAAUGCGUGAAGCUUUAGUGGUUGAUGAGCCCAGCGACGUAGCAUCCUGCACCAAGAAGAAGAAAUCGGAGGAGGAUUUCAGCAAGGACCAGAAGCAGCAGCAACUACACCAAGAGGAAGAAGAUCUAAUAUUCGCUCCGGCUCCGGUGGUUCGGACCCGAUCCCAGGCCGCUAGCCGCCGUGUCACACCCACGACCUCUCUGGUUCCCUGGAGCGGUCCCGGGGCUACCGUAGCUUCUGGGUCGUCUGGUACGACGGUUGAGAAGGUCCUUCCUAACGGGGAUCUCUACAUGGGGAGCUUCUCGGGAAACGUACCGCACGGAUCGGGGAAGUACCUGUGGAAGGAUGGAUGCAUGUAUGAGGGAGAGUGGAAACGUGGGAAGGCAUCGGGCAAAGGCAAGUUCUCGUGGCCAUCAGGCGCAACCUUCGAGGGGGAGUUCAAGUCUGGGAGGAUGGAAGGUUUCGGCACUUUUAUCGGCUCCGAUGGCGACACCUAUCGCGGCUCCUGGAGCGCUGACCGCAAGCACGGCUACGGCCAGAAGCGGUAUGCAAACGGUGACUACUACGAGGGCUCCUGGAAGCGUAACCUGCAGGAUGGCCAAGGUCGGUACGUCUGGAAGAACGGAAACGAGUACGUCGGUGAGUGGAAGAACGGCGUCAUUUCCGGCCGAGGAGUCUUGAUAUGGGCCAACGGCAACCGCUAUGAUGGACAGUGGGAAAACGGCGUGCCGAAGGGCAACGGAGUCUUCACCUGGCCGGACGGCAGCUGCUACAUUGGAACGUGGAAUGAAGACAAUGUUAAGAUUCAACAGCUAAACGGCACGUUUUAUCCCGGCAGCAACGUGGUAACCAGUAACAACGGGAAUGGUGCAGGCAGGGAGUGUUGCCUGAAAGGGAUCGAGGGUAACAAUCUGAUGGUGACUGCAACAAGAAAGAGAUCAUCCGUUGAUGGUGGGAGGGGGAGCUUGGGGGUCGAGAGGAAUUUCCCCAGGAUUUGCAUAUGGGAGUCCGAUGGAGAAGCUGGGGAUAUUACUUGCGAUAUAAUUGAUAAUGUGGAGGCAUCCAUGAUUUACCGCGAGGGGAUUGCAGUGGAUCGAGAUGGGUUUCGGCAGUUCAGGAGAAAUCCCUGCUGUUUCAGUGGUGAGGUGAAGAAGCCUGGCCAGACCAUUUCCAAGGGUCAUAAGAAUUACGAUUUGAUGCUCAACUUGCAAUUGGGUAUCAGGCAUUCGGUUGGGAAGCACGCUUCAAUAUUGGGGGAUCUCAAACCCAGUGAUUUUGACCCCAAGGAAAAAUUCUGGACACGGUUUCCAUCUGAAGGAUCCAAGAUUACGCCGCCUCAUCAAUCUGUUGAGUUCAGAUGGAAGGACUAUUGCCCCAUGGUGUUCAGGCAUUUAAGGGAGCUCUUCCAAGUGGAUCCUGCUGAUUACAUGCUAGCUAUUUGUGGAAAUGAUGCCCUUAGGGAACUUUCUUCCCCUGGCAAGAGUGGAAGUUUUUUUUACCUUACGCAGGAUGAUAGAUUUAUGAUUAAGACAGUGAAGAAGUCUGAAGUCAAGGUGCUGAUUAGGAUGCUUCCAAGUUAUUACCAACAUGUCUGCCGGUAUGAAAAUUCACUUGUGACCAAAUUCUAUGGCGUGCAUUGUGUCAAACCUGUUGGUGGCCAAAAGACCCGCUUCAUUGUCAUGGGCAACCUGUUCUGCUCAGAAUAUAGAAUCCAUAGGCGGUUUGACCUCAAGGGGUCCUCCCAUGGCCGAACAACAGAUAAGUCUGAAGAGGAGAUUGAUGAAACCACGACCUUGAAGGACCUGGACCUCAAUUUUGUGUUUCGUCUCCAGCGAAAUUGGUUCCAGGAACUAAUCAAGCAAAUUGAUCGAGAUUGUGAGUUCUUGGAAGCUGAGAGAAUUAUGGAUUAUAGUCUCUUGGUUGGUCUCCAUUUCCGGGAUGAUAGUACAGGAGACAAAAUGGGAUUGUCACCAUUUCUUUUGCGUUCUGGCAAGAAGGACUCUUAUCAAAAUGAAAAGUUCAUGCGGGGUUGUCGUUUCCUCGAGGCUGAACUGCAAGAUAUGGAUCGAGUUUUGGCUGGCCGGAGACCGUUGAUCAGACUGGGGGCAAACAUGCCUGCAAGAGCUGAGCGGUUGGUUAGGAGGAGUGACUUUGAUCAGUAUAUAUCUGGAGGAGUAAACCAUUUAACCCCUAGUCGCAACGGUGAGGUAUAUGAAGUAGUUCUUUAUUUUGGGAUCAUUGAUAUCUUGCAAGAUUAUGACAUCAGCAAGAAAUUAGAGCAUGCCUACAAAUCUUUACAAGCAGACCCUAGUUCUAUCUCUGCUGUGGAUCCAAAACUCUACUCGAAGAGGUUCCGAGAUUUCAUUGGAAGAAUAUUCAUAGAAGACAGGUAGCAGUUGGGUAAAACUAGAAGUAAAGACGGUGGCAUGAGAAGGGUUAUUGGUGAUCAACCACAUCUCAAAUGAACCAUAACCGAGCCAAAUACAAUGGUAGAACAAACAUCCCUUGGUGAUGCAGGUUGAGCAUACAGUGAUAGAAGAUGAAGCCACUGGAAAUUGCGGUGUGGGAGAACUCGGGGGAACGGCAAGUUAGUCUUUGGGAUUGGUUAUGGCUGAAUUUUAAACAUCAGUCACGGGUAGCUGGAAAAGGCAGGUGUGCUUUUUGUACAUUUGGAAGGGAAAUAUGGAAUUUGAUUUCCACUUUUUUUUUUCUUUAAACAUUUUCUUUGACAUUUUUUUGGGGUGGGAUUUAUGUGGUAAUAUGAAAUUGUGAAAGAUUGUAUAGGGAAAUAGAAAAUGUUUCCCAGACAAAAAAAUUUGAAAAAUGGGUUUAGGGGAAGGAGGAAGAAGUUGGAAUAAGAAAAGUGUACAGAGAUUAUAGAAAGGACGGAUAGUUAUGCAAAUUUUUGGGUGUUGAGAGAUA
Carica papaya (papaya) is the source of this 3426-nucleotide messenger RNA. RefSeq names its product phosphatidylinositol-4-phosphate 5-kinase 2 (gene PIP5K2). The record is from RefSeq and is a predicted model, not a curated record. Gene Ontology annotation, biological process: phosphatidylinositol phosphate biosynthetic process. Lineage: Eukaryota; Viridiplantae; Streptophyta; Magnoliopsida; Brassicales; Caricaceae. Gene Ontology annotation, cellular component: plasma membrane. Gene Ontology annotation, molecular function: ATP binding; 1-phosphatidylinositol-4-phosphate 5-kinase activity.